Molecule: messenger RNA, 1814 nt
Organism: Dicentrarchus labrax (European seabass)
Lineage: Eukaryota; Metazoa; Chordata; Actinopteri; Moronidae
Gene: alg1
Product: ALG1 chitobiosyldiphosphodolichol beta-mannosyltransferase
Exons: 13
Coding region: 29-1501 (490 amino acids)
Cellular component (GO): endoplasmic reticulum
Molecular function (GO): mannosyltransferase activity
Source: RefSeq, a predicted model, not a curated record
GCCGCGUCAUCACAAACCCCAAACAAACAUGGCUGCGCGCGGCUCCUGCGCUGCCUCCCUCGCGCUGUUCGCGGUCUUUUCUUUAGUUUUGGCGCCGUUUUACGCCGCGGGUUGUGACGUCACGGUACCGGCGGUGUGUGCGGCCGCUGUCACCGGGCUGCUGACGCUGUGGGUUCGGUACCGGGACGGUGGCACCGACCGGCGGGUGUGUGUGCUCGUGCUCGGGGACCUCGGUCGCAGCCCGCGGAUGCAGUAUCACGCGCUGUCCCUCAGCAAACACGGAUAUGACGUCACUGUGGUCGGGUUCCUGGACUGUAAACCUCAUCAGGACGUCCUGAGAGAGGAGAAGAUCCGGAUCGUCCCCAUAAAGGAAGUGAGAGGCGUUCAAGUGGGACCGAAGAUCGUCUCGUACGUGACGAAGGUUCUGGUUCAGUGUGUGCAGCUGCUCCUCGUGCUGCUGAAGAUGGACUCACAGUCUCACAUAUUAAUGCAGAAUCCUCCGGGUCUGCCCGGCAUUGCGGUGGCGUGGCUCGUGUGCGCUCUGCGUGGCAGCAGAUUCGUCAUCGACUGGCACAACUACGGCUACACCAUCAUGGCGCUGAGCCACGGACGGAGACACCCGGUGGUCCGACUGGCAGAGUGGUAUGAACACUUCUUCGGCCCUCUGGCCGCUCACAACCUGUGUGUCACCAACGCCAUGAAGGACGACCUGCAGGAGAACUGGGGCAUCAAGGCGACGACUCUGUACGACCGACCGCCCUCCAUCUUCAGAGAGACGCCGCUGAAGCUGCAGCACGAACUGUUCAGGAGGCUCGCCGACACGUACCCUCAGUUCCAGAGCGAAGGGUCUGAGGACGGGGAGGUGAAGGUGGAGAGGACGGCGUUCUCAGUGUGUGACCUCAGCAGUGACUCAGUGACCCUGAGGGCGGAGAGACCGGCGCUGUUGCUCAGCAGCACCAGCUGGACGGAGGAUGAAGAUUUCUCCGUCCUGCUGACGGCUCUCGAAGAGUACGAAGGGUUCAUUAAAGGAGGAGCUUCCUUACCGUCUUUAGUCUGUGUGAUCACAGGUAAGGGUCCUCAGAAGGAUCACUACAGGAAGCUCAUUGACUCUCUACAUUUGGAGCAUGUGAAGAUCUGCACUCCCUGGCUGGAGGCAGAAGAUUAUCCAGUUUUAUUGGGCUCUGCAGAUCUCGGGGUUUGUCUCCACAAGUCCUCCAGCGGUCUGGAUCUGCCCAUGAAGGUGGUGGACAUGUUCGGCUGCUGUCUGCCCGUCUGCGCCGUCCACUUCAACUGUUUACACGAGCUGGUGAAGCACGAGGAGAACGGACUGAUCUUCAGAGACUCUCAGGAGCUCGCGGAGCAGCUCAAGUCUCUCCUGUCAGAGUUUCCCCGCUCAGACGGCAGACUGGGAGAGUUCAGGAGGAACCUCCGCACCAGCAGGGGGCAGCGCUGGGACGACAACUGGGACCAGAACGUCCUGCCUCUGCUCACCGCCCCCUGAGGGACACCAGACUCUUAAUGAACAAUACCGACAGUUUCACACUACAGUCGACUGACAUCAACGUCUGCUUCCGUUAUUCUCAGUUCAGGACAGACAGACACUAGAACGGGGCGGAGGUCGGGUUAGUCGGUACAUGUUGAGUUUAAUGUCUGUAGUCUGAAGGAGGGACGGGGGGGGGACGGGGGACGGGGGGUUGUGGUUAACUUUUCAUUCCAGUGUGAGAUUUAGUUUUUCUUACUUCCGAGCAGUUGAAUGUAUAAAAGAGACUUUGUUACGAUGCACAUUGUGUAAAUAAAAUCUUUAUUGUGCUGCA